AGGUGUGAUUCUGCAGCUUGUAAGCUCACUGAUUGUUUAAUUCCUUUGCCAUUAUAGAGCAUGGUCAGGCAAGUUGUUUGAACCAGGAGCCUGGUUCAAACAGCCAUAAUUACCAUUUAUAUUUCCACAGAAUAGGAUGGGACUACUCACGUGUCUGAGACCCACAGGGUAGGACAAGAAGGCUUUUAAAUACACAGACAUUGCAAAAAUGUAGUAUUGUUGUUUAUGAAAACCAAAAGCUGGUGUUUAUUGUCGAAUCUUCAAACAAUUCCUUAGAAACAUUAUCAAUAUGUGGGAAGUUAAUUAUUGGGAAGGAAAAAAAUAGUAAUUGUUUGACUUUGUUUCUUUUGCUUUUUAAAAAAAAUAUAGUUAUAGCAUAAAGUUUAUUUUUAACUUGUGGUGCUUGUCCAAAAAUUUCAGAAAGCUCAAGAGGGAUCAAGAGCAGGCUUUGUUUCGUGGUGAGAUUAAGAUGUCAUGCUACUUAGGCUUUGCAGCUUGUCCGUGUUUACUGUGCCCUGGCAAAGGCUCCCAAGCCUUCCAAAUCUGGGAUUUCCUGCAGCUGGGGGAGCUGCAAUUUGGAUAUCUUUUUUUUGCUGCUUUGGGGUUUUUAAUUUAGUCGCUCUCUGUAAUCAAAAAUAAAAGCACUCGCCAAGAACGAGUGACAGCUUGUGCCCGUGCAAGUGGCCGGUGUCACCGUGCCACCCGAGCGGAGAGUCUGGCGGGAGGCGUGCUCUGAACUACGGCUCCCAGCAGCCCGUGCCGGCCGACUGAAGGAAGUGCUCACGAUGGUUCCUCCUGGACUUUGAGCCGAGCUUUUAAUCCCGAGAAGGGACAGGUUGCUGAGGCUCGUGUGUCACGCAGUUCCAGGCGGUCCGUGUCUCGCCCCAGGAAGGGCCGCAGCUCUCCGUCCAGCCGAGCCGGGAUGGCGGCGCGGGUGUCCGUCCUGCCUUCCCCCCGGUGCCUGUUCGAUGAGCCCGUGCAGAUCCGUGUGGCCGGUCUGCAGCCGCAGCAGGCGGUCACCCUCCGAGCCAGCCUGGUGGACGAGAGCGGGGAGCUUUUCCAAUCCCACGCUCUCUACAGAGCUGGGAGCAGCGGGGAGCUGGACCUCAGCCGCUCCCCAGCGCUGGGGGGCAGCUAUUUGGGAGUGGAGCCGAUGGGGCUGCUCUGGGCUCUGCAAUCCAAAACGCCCUAUAAGCGGCUGGCAAAGAGGAACGUCCUGACCCCUUUCUGUGUGGACUUGGAAGUGUAUGAGGGCCAUGGGGACACGAGCCGCUUGCUGGGAAAAUGCACCAAUGAACGAUGGUUUUUAGGAGAGGGGGUGAAGAGGAUUUCGGUCAGAGAAGGUCGUCUCAGAGCAACCCUCUUCCUCCCUCCUGGACCUGGCCCAUUCCCUGGACUUAUUGAUUUGUAUGGAUCUGGAGGAGGUCUUAUUGAAUACAGGGCAAGUCUCCUGGCUAGCAGAGGCUUUGUGACUCUGGCUCUUGCUUAUGUGUCCUUUGAAGAUAUCCCUGCUUUGCCAAAGAUCCUUGAACUGAGCUAUUUUGAGGAGGCUGUGAACUUUUUGCGUAAGCAGCAGCAGGUGAAAGAUACUGGCAUUGGUGUUUUGGGCUUGUCUAAAGGAGGUGAACUAGCCCUUUCCAUGGCCACAUUUCUACCUGGCAUCAAGGCAGCUGUCAGCAUAUCUGGAAGUAGUUUUAAUUCCUUUGUUCCUCUGAAGGGGAAUGGCUUCACUAUUCCUGUCCACCCAUAUGACUUAGGGAGGAUGAAGAUCAGUGAUGAGUCUGGAAUAGUAGAUUUUUCAGAUGUCUUAGAUGAUCACAUGGACCCAGCAACUUGGGAUUGUCGCAUUCCUGUGGAGAAGUCCUCAGCCAAGUUCCUCUUGCUGUCUGGACGGGAUGACAUGAACUGGAAAAGUGACCUCUAUUGCCGAGAUGCUGUUCAGCGCCUUCAGCAGCAUGGCCGGGAAGUGGAGUUUUACUCCUAUGCUGGAGCAGGGCACCUCUUGGAGCCACCAUACUUGCCUCUGUGCAAAGUUUCAAUCCACAGAGUGCUUGGGAAGAUGAUGCAUUGGGGAGGGCAUUGGAGAGAGCAUGCUAAAGCCCAAGAAGAUGCAUGGUGCAGGAUACAGGCCUUUUUCUGGCAACAUUUGAUGGACUCAGACAUCCCUAAGAGCAAACUGUAGUAGAAGCUGUCAUAGAUGCUGGCCAGAGAUGGUAUUUCAGCACUCACUGGAUCUUGGAAACUCACCAGAAGUUUCCUGGACUGCCUUCCUCUAAACCCCACUGUUGCAUAGUUGUUUAUUUUCAUUCCUCAAAUAAUUUCCCAUUUUUUAGUUGAAUUUCAGUUGACUUCUGACCCCAGCUUCACAGUAGAUUGGUACCAUCUGUGCUGUAGUCUAAAAACAACCCAGCAUCCCAUCAUCUAAAUCACAUUUGUGCUGAGCUAUCUUUGCCCUCAAUCUGCCACCAUCUCCUUUCAUAAGAGGAAAUACUCUCACAGGAGGUUAUCCAUUGAAUGAUUGAGUCUUGCACCUUUAAGUAACCUAGAUAUAAACAGCAGUUUUGUUGGAUAACACUGUAGUGCACUCCUCUUUCCUCCUGGUAUAUUGCUUUCUCCCAUUUCGUAGUAAAAAGGUUGCAGUAGUUCUGAUCUCAGCUAAGGGAAGAGGCACUUUCCUGGCUUAAUCUGAAGUGCAGUGAUAAGUUUUUUUUCUUUUUUCUGGUACCUCAAAACCCAGAAGUGACUCUUACCCAGGUUACCCUGGUUGUAUCUCCUGCUGAGUCCAUGUAAGUUCCAUAUUAGGGUAAAGUUUUCGCUGCACUACUCAGCCAGUGCAAUGUGCAGUGUAUCUCUAUGUGCACAGUUUGCUUGAGAUUAUCUGAAUGAAGCCUUCGACCAUCGGUGCACCUGCCAAUACAUUAAGGAACAAUACUGGUGUGGCCACUAGCUGUUAGUUCACUCAAUUGAAGAGGUCAUGAGCAGAAGUCCACCCCUCCUGUUGGGAAGACAAGUGAUGGAGUCUGCAGUUUUGCACAGCAUUCAACAUGGGGGUGAUACAGAUGUGCCAAGUACUUGCUCUCGUAUGGUGAAAGUUGUCUCCAUUUUGGUGGGAACAGUAAAGCCACUGCUGCUGAGUUCCCAGGAGCCCAGUGAGGUGGGCUGCCUCAGUGGUCCUGCCACUGUAGCAGACAUCUGUGGGCUUAGUGAUAGCUAAGAAAGGCCACUCUUCAAGAGAGGACUGACCUCACCUUCUCGGGAGAAUGGGCAUUUUCUUACCCUUUACCAGUGUCCAAACCUGCCAAGGAGGGCGGCUGUAAUCUACCUUGUGCUUUUGUGGGAUAGUGGCAAACAGCAGCUACACACCAAAUAGCAUCAGUGGAGCAGAUUCUCCCUCCUGGAGCAGUCAAGACUCACACCCUGACAGCAGAAGCAAGCAGGAGCUGGAAGUCUGCAUUGCACUGAGGUAGAAAAAUCUUGCCUCUGACAGUGUAGUGUGGUAUUCACAUGCCUUCUGAACAGAGAGAAAUUGUGAGACAAGCAGAGAAGGAAAGCACAAUUCUUAUCUCGCUUGCUGUGCCUGUGUUGUCCUAAAGUAGAAUGCAAUAUGGAGAUUGUUGACCCAAAGUGAGGAUGUUUUGUUCCCUUGGCCUAUCAGGGCCAAGAAGUGUGUAUGUGUGGGACUGUCACAGGACAGUCUCGAGAGAAUCAGAGAUGAGUGCAGUUCUGUGCAGGUGUGAGCAAGAGCGAGUGCUUGGCAGAUUCAGUUUAGAUGAAAUGUACAUAGUGCAGUAUAAUAAAGUAAUUUAUUGGCCUUCUGAUGAUGGAGUCAGAUGCAUCAUUCUCUCUCCCCUUCGUCGGAGUCGCCGUUGAUUUACAAUAGUGUAGUCCCUGGUUUCCAGUUCCUGCUGAGAGAAAAGCCCUGUAGGAGCCUGGAUCCUGCUGAGGGAGGAGCCAUGCCCUUAGUUUUCUUGCUUCAGGGAAGCAGUGGUUCCUCAAAAUGAGCACAUUGGGCCUCAGAGGGGUGGGGCCUCUCUCAUACAAUUUAUUCAGCAGAGACUGUCCCUUCAGGUACUUCUGGUUUUCCUGAACCCUCUGUUCCUCAGACUGGUAGAUGGGUACCAUGUAGCUGAAGGUGUGAGUAGUUAGGAGUGGGGACAUCUCGCUCCUGCUCACCCAUACUGGUCAUCCAUCAAGUUUUAUGCUGUUGCCUCUUAACUUGAUUUCUGUUUGUCCCUUGUGUGCCUGUGUCCUGCAUGGACUAUGGUUGUUCCAGAGGUUUAGUGAGUGGGUAGGACCUGGCAGCAGGGUAACAUAUAACAAGGAAAGUCAAACACAUUUAAGCAGUUCCAUCUGAGUAAGGGACAUUUUCUUUUCUCUAAUUUUUCUGUUUUAUUGAAGCAGUCAGAAAACCCUGGGCUGCUGAUCCACAUUUUCCUGAGACUCAGGGCCUUAGGCUACAAGUUUCUCUGUGGUAUGAGUAAUUCUGUUCUUUUAUUUUUACUGAACACGGUGGGGUUUAUACAAAACAGUGUGUUGGUUUCCAGCCUGUGGGACAACUCACAUCUAUUUUAAUCCCUUCUGUGAGGAAACCAAGCUUUUCCAGCCUUCAAUGGGCAGUUUACCGAUCUAUACUUUGAAUUAUGAAAUUGUGACUUUCUGAGAAAAUACAUUAUCUAUAGGAAACUACCAUUACAAAUAAAAAUACUUUCCAUCAGUAAA
Messenger RNA from Haemorhous mexicanus (house finch), 4719 nucleotides. Its product is annotated as acyl-coenzyme A thioesterase 1-like. The transcript is spliced from 3 exons. The coding region runs from base 923 to 2182 and encodes 419 amino acids. Gene Ontology annotation, biological process: fatty acid metabolic process; acyl-CoA metabolic process. The record is from RefSeq and is a predicted model, not a curated record. NCBI's taxonomy places the organism in Eukaryota, Metazoa, Chordata, Aves, Passeriformes, Fringillidae. Gene Ontology annotation, molecular function: fatty acyl-CoA hydrolase activity.